Camelina sativa (false flax) is the source of this 553-nucleotide messenger RNA. RefSeq lists its product as uncharacterized. NCBI's taxonomy places the organism in Eukaryota, Viridiplantae, Streptophyta, Magnoliopsida, Brassicales, Brassicaceae. The record is from RefSeq and is a predicted model, not a curated record.
CUACAACAACAUAUGUAACUCAAAACACAAAAAGAUUCUUUCCUUCUCGUAAAAGAAAGAAACAAAAACAGAAAACACAAAAGGCAUUCGUCAGCUUUAUUACAAAACACCAUCACUUCUUCUUAAUCUUUCUUUCUUUCUUUGUCUGAGUCCCAAGAAUGGAAGACUUCAGAUCCAGAUCGUACGGUGACGGAAGAACGUCAGACCUUCAAGUACAAUACUCAGGCCACGGCCGGCGAUCUGACGGACCAGAUUCAUUCAGUGGUAACGGUGGUAUGCAAGAUUUUAGGUCUUACAGCACUUCCUACACGGAGUACCCGACCAGGAUACCCGAAGACCCGACGACGAAUCAGAAGAAAGGAAGAUCAUCAUCAUCUUCAUCGUCUUCUUGGGGUGGUUUUGUGGAUCCAGAUUUACAGAGGAAGAAGAGAGUUGUGAGUUACAGAGCUUAUACUGUUGAAGGUAAGCUUAAAGGCUCUUUCAGGAAAAGCUUCAAAUGGAUCAAAGAUAAAUGCAACAAAUUGCUUAAUUAAAUUCAAGCCAAUGUGCAUGC